UGUGUCCACAGAGGAGGACAGCAAGUCGAAGUUAUGCAGAAUGAAGUGUAAGGUGCAGUAAUCCCCAAAAUGUAAUGUCCUCAUAUGAGGACACAGGGUCUCAGGAGGAUGUAGGGGAGUGUACCCACUUCCUCCUUGGUAACCUACCCAUCUACCCAGUGGCACACCCACCUCAUCAACUACAACUACACCACUUUAAUGUAGUAUGUAGUGGAAUGAAAUAAUAUAUAAUAGCAGUGAUAAUGAUAUGAUAUAGUAUUUUGAAAUAUAUAUUACGUUUAGUGCUGCUGGCACUAUUAUUAUUGUUGUUAUAUAAAUAAUGAAUGCAGCAUAUAUUGGGUACAGUGUGUACAGUGUGUUGUGCUGCUCCCCUCCUGCGAUGAACACUUGUAGGUACAACCUCCUCUGAGCAUGCGCAGAACGACCGUCCGCCGCCUGUAUGUGCUCGCAGACAUCAUCAUCACAGGUUGAGCUGCACAUCCUCCUCUUCUUUCACAAGGAGGGACCUUCUUCAUCAAAUCCGUGCUCCUCUUUCUGUCCCCGCCGCCGCCGCUGCUGCUGCCGCCGCGGUGUGAGAACAACCAGCACGGAGGGAGCAGAAGCCAUAAGAUGAAGAAACGCUAUGUGGACGCGAGCAGGCUACGGAAAAUGAAAAAGCUGAAAAUAACGGAGAAGCUGUCUGAGAGUGCGUACACCUUCCUGAAGUUUAUGAUGAUGUGGACGCUGGUGCUGCUGGCAGAUUUCAUCCUCGAAUUCAGACUGGAGUACUUGUGGCCAUGCUGGCUCUUCUUCGGGAGUGUGUACACCACUUUCCACUGCCACGGGCUGGUUAUUUGUGUUGUUUUUGUUUGUGCUGCCUUCACUCUUGACAUCUUUUGUUUAAUUUUUGUUCCUUUGCACUGGCUGUUCUUUGUGGCCAGCACCUAUGUGUUGUUCAAUUACAUAUGGCACACAGAGAAAGGCAUCUGCAUAUCAACGGUGUCCCUGUGGAUCCUGCUUGUGUACACAGAGGCUUCACUUCGACUCAAGGACCUUAAAACCUCUCAUGCCAACCUGUCUCAUCUUUUUGCUGCACACUGCAUUGGAUAUCCUGUGGUGUAUCUGGGGUUCGAUGCCACCUGCUACUUCACUAACAUUUUCAAGCUGCGCAUACAGAAAGCCGUGCAGAGCGAGAAUGACUUCCACAUGCACCUCCUGCAGCACUCGCUCCCUCCAGGCCUGCAGGUUUACCCCAAGACGGGCACAGAUGGCAGCGGCAGCUCUAAAUGGAAGAUAAAGCCUGAGUCGACUCAGUAUCAAUGUCAGAACGGUGCUGUCAUGGCCCACGAUGAGGUGCACACCGUGGACUGCCUCCAGAUCCGCAGCGAGGAAAGAGCGACAGAGAAAGGAGCACAGGAAGUGAGGUCGGUUGAAUCAAACCGGCGGCCGUUAUCAUCCAAAACUGGUGAGUCCAGAGAUCUGCUCCACUCUGGGGCAGGAGGACCAGAAUCCUCCACACCCCCGGAAAAUCUACCUCAAGAUGAGCAAGGGAGCAAAGCCACACGGGCGGCUAAAAGCUCCUCGCCAAAAGCCCGCAGAGGCAGCACGAACACUCCUUCACCACCUGCGGGGAGGACUGAGAAGAAGCAGAGAUCCAGCUCAAAGACAGUCAGCCCCAACCGGGAUGUAACGGAGAAGAGCGCCACAGCAGCUCAGAACCACCACGCUGAACAGAUGACCAAGCUGGAGCAGGAGCUGAGGAGGCUGAAGGGUGAGCUGCAGGUGAGCAGGCAGAGCGAGCAGGAGCUGCGAAGUCACAUCUGCAACCUGACUAACAGCGAGAGGAGCCUGAGACCAGAGGUUUCCCUGCUCAGACAGUCCAACAUGCUGCUUCAGAGCAAGAUUCUGUGUCUGACUAAAACCAAGCAGAGGGACAAGCAGAGCAGUGCGAUGCUGGAGAAGAAGACCAGAGCAGAGACGGAGGCCAGACUCUCUGUUGAGAAACAGUUGGCUGAGCUUCAGGCUCAGAAACUGGAGGAAGCAGCUAGCACAGCACGGAGUCUAACAAACAGGCAGGAACACUGUGAAACCCAAAUGUUAAGGAAAAGAGUUAAAGAUCUAGAGACAGAGUACAAACAACUACAGCUGGAGUGUCAAGUCAAACAGAGUCGUGUGGUAGAGCUAGAGAGUGAUGUUGAGGCUUUGGGGAAGUACCGCUGUGUGGAGAAAGAGACGGACAUGCUGCUGUCCACUCUGUCAGCCAUGCAGGAGAAGGCUCAACAUCUGGAGUACAACCUGAGCGCAGAGACUCGCAUCAAACUGGACCUGUUCUCGGCUCUGGGAGACGCCCGCCGACAGCUGGAAAUCGCUCAAGAUAAAGUGAUGAAGCAGGAUCGGGAGAUAAAGGAGAUGAAGCAGAAGAUCGCGGAGGUGAUGGCCGUCAGUCCCGGCGUAUCUUACAUGGCUCCUCGGCCUCCGGUGCCGCAGUAUCUCACCAAGUUACUCAACUCUGAGCGCUACAUGCUGAAUCCACGAGCACUAAUGUACCAGUGUCUGAAGAAAUAACAGUCUGUCAUCGCCUUUUCGUGAUCCUCAGACCCCUCCAUCUUUAAACAUCAGGGGAAGAAGAGGCUAAUGGAUUUUAUCACAGAGCUAAAUGACACCACAAAGUCAUCUACUUCCAGCCAUGAGUGGAACCAGAACGAGCCUCCACUAGUUGAAUGCCUUUUGCUGCACUGAUGGUGCUAACUUUACAUUAUCAUCUGUUUUACCUGUUUCCUCUCACAUCGAGGGUCGAAGAGUUUCACUCCAAAAUGACAUGCAGAGCUGCUGGAGGCACAAGUUUUUAUGUAAAGAUACCCUCGUCCUGACAGCAUCAGAGAAAAGCACAACAUGUCUUUAAAAUCAGACCCUGCAGAUUUGUCUAAGCAAGUGAUUUCUGGAUAUGUAAGUUUAAAAUGUACAAGGAGAUAAAUCAUGCCACCCUGCAAACCUAUUAUCUUACUGAAGGCAGCUUUAAAAGGUUGAUUAACUAGGGACAGAAUAUUUCCUGGUAUUACGGUAAAACUACACACUCAAAAUGUCGUUAUGAAAAAUAUUCAAGAUUUUAGGGACUAUAAUAACUUUCCUUUUAAUUAUACAGAAUGAUCUUGAUCUGCAGGGACGUUGACUAAUGAAUUCAAAAGAACAUUUUUUAAAUCUUGUUUGUUCUUAGUUUAUCUUAGAAAAAAUUUAUCUAAUAAACCUUCUUCACAGCAGACAUUUUGACUUGUCAUAAGAAAGCACAGAUGUUAAUGAUAAGUUUAACAAGCGAGCCAGCAUUAACAGUACCACAGACCCUAAAACUGAAGCAGCUAAAUGGAAUUCAGCCAUCAUUCAUUUCUGUUUAUACAUAUGUGCUUUUCUCUCUUUGACACGUCAAAAGCCCCGUUUCCACUGAGCAGUACGGUACAGUUUAGUUCGGUACUGUUUCCACUGCAAAAAGUUGUGGAUGGUACCAAUGGAACCGUUCCGUACCGUCCCCAUUUUCGUCCCCCCUCUGUUGGGGUACCUAGCACACAGAUCUGGUCUCAAAAAGUGGAGCUGUGAACUCUGCAGUCUGUUGAUUGGUCAAUAGCGGACGGUCACUCUGCUCAUGGCUGAGUUGAUAUUAUAAUCCUCACUCAGAGAAAAAAAAAAGUGUCGUGGAGCGUAGUUCCUGUGGGCUACGGCAACACUAAACCCCUGAGCUUGCCUGAGAAGGACUGAAUGCACAAACCUGCUAUUUUUAAAUAUCCCAUAGAGAGAGACUCUCACUGCAGCCUGUUCUAUUUUGUUCUGAAAAUAACGGUGUGCAGCCUCGUUCUGCGGACAAUAAACAAGGUGCAGACGCUCCAUCUAUGAGGAAAUACAGUGAGUGCUGGACGGAGCAGUGAGUGACA
Molecule: messenger RNA, 3899 nt
Organism: Epinephelus moara (kelp grouper)
Lineage: Eukaryota; Metazoa; Chordata; Actinopteri; Perciformes; Serranidae
Product: macoilin
Exons: 11
Coding region: 610-2544 (644 amino acids)
Biological process (GO): neuronal signal transduction
Cellular component (GO): rough endoplasmic reticulum membrane
Source: RefSeq, a predicted model, not a curated record